Molecule: messenger RNA, 3346 nt
Organism: Trichechus manatus latirostris (Florida manatee)
Lineage: Eukaryota; Metazoa; Chordata; Mammalia; Sirenia; Trichechidae
Gene: RDH10
Product: retinol dehydrogenase 10
Exons: 6
Coding region: 153-1178 (341 amino acids)
Cellular component (GO): lipid droplet
Molecular function (GO): oxidoreductase activity, acting on the CH-OH group of donors, NAD or NADP as acceptor
Source: RefSeq, a predicted model, not a curated record
CCAGCCCGGCGGGCACCUCGGGGGCGGGCGCGGGGCGCAGCCUUCUUGUCCUGGCCGCUCUGACAAGCGCCCCAGGGCCGGCAGUCCGGCUGCCCGGCGCGGGGUGGGCGCGUUCGCAGCCUCUGGGCUCGUGCGGAGCCCCGGACGUCACGAUGAACAUCGUGGUGGAGUUUUUCGUGGUCACUUUCAAAGUGCUCUGGGCGUUCGUGCUGGCCGCGGCGCGCUGGCUAGUGCGGCCCAAGGAGAAGAGCGUGGCGGGCCAGGUGUGCCUCAUCACCGGCGCGGGCAGCGGCCUGGGCCGCCUCUUCGCGCUGGAGUUCGCCCGGCGCCGGGCGCUGCUGGUGCUCUGGGACAUCAACACGCAGAGCAACGAGGAGACGGCGGGCAUGGUGCGCCACAUCUACCGCGACCUGGAGGCUGCCGACGCUGCAGCGCUGCAAGCUGGGAAUGGUGAGGAAGAGAUUCUGCCCCACUGUAACUUGCAGGUUUUUACCUACACCUGUGAUGUGGGGAAGAGGGAGAAUGUCUACCUGACAGCCGAAAGGGUCCGCAAGGAGGUUGGCGAGGUCUCCGUCCUGGUCAAUAAUGCCGGCGUGGUCUCUGGGCAUCACCUCCUGGAAUGUCCUGAUGAGCUCAUUGAGAGAACCAUGAUGGUCAACUGCCACGCCCACUUCUGGACCACUAAGGCUUUUCUUCCUACAAUGCUGGAGAUUAAUCAUGGUCACAUUGUGACAGUUGCAAGCUCCUUGGGAUUGUUCAGUACUGCUGGAGUUGAGGAUUACUGUGCCAGUAAAUUUGGAGUUGUGGGUUUUCAUGAAUCUCUGAGCCAUGAGCUGAAGGCUGCUGAAAAGGACGGCAUUAAAACAACGUUGGUUUGCCCUUACCUUGUAGACACCGGCAUGUUCAGAGGCUGCCGAAUCAGGAAAGAAAUCGAGCCUUUCUUGCCGCCUCUGAAACCUGAUUACUGCGUGAAGCAGGCUAUGCAGGCCAUCCUCACCGACCAGCCCAUGAUCUGCACCCCGCGGCUCAUGUACAUCGUGACCUUCAUGAAGAGCAUCCUUCCUUUUGAAGCGGUUGUGUGCAUGUAUCGGUUCCUAGGAGCGGACAAGUGCAUGUACCCCUUUAUUGCUCAGAGGAAGCAAGCCACAAACAAUAAUGAAGCCAAAAAUGGAAUCUAAGAAAUCUUUUUGUACAGAAUAUCAUUUGUAUCAGAAGACGAUCAAAAUGUUUCGAUCCGAUGCACGUCAGCAUUACUGACAUCGUCUGGAAUCUAUACCCGUGUUGAAUUUUUUUUUUUUUUAAAUCAACUUUUUAAAAAAAUAAAGUGUGAAUUAACUGAAUAGAGUACUGGGAAAAUGUGAUCAACAAAAAUGAAGUUAGGUUGUUGCCGGUGGGGUCCUUUUGGAGAGACAUGAACUUUGUGCUGUCUUCAGACUAUCAUUAUUUUUUUUAAUGACCAGAAAGUCUAGAGAUAAUAACUACAGUGUGUUUCCUGCGUGUCGUUUUUCAUCAUUCCCAAAGACUUUAUUAAUCUUAUAACUAAACUCCAGCCAGUUGACAUCCUUGCAACUUCAAGGACUAAUAGUGCUAUAUUUUCUCAUGUUUCCUGUUUUGCAAAACCUGUGUGGCUUUUUCAUGGUAUUUGUAUGUUCAGCUCUGUUAAAAAGGAAUUUCUAAAUCUCCAUCAAUUCGAGGUAAAUGACGUUCGAGUUUUAUACUAAGAGUAAUCAGGUCUCUUUCGUAAGGUCGUAGUAAGUAAAGCAUUAGCCAAAUCUUCAGUUUUAUCUCUGAAAUAUUUCAUUAAGGGUCUAUUACUCUGGAGACCUAGUUAUCCAAAAAGACCAUGUAUUUUCUACCUGUGAAUUUUGCUGCAUACAGAAAGUGCCCUUUCCUCAGGAAAUUGCUGUGUUUCACUUGUUUGGAUGGACUCUUAUCUGGCAUACAUAGCAGCUCCACCAAGAAACAGUUACUAAAAAUGGGACCUUCUACCUAGAAAAGUCCCUUUUUUUGUGCCAACAAUGAUUAGUGAGGGGGAAAAUCGUAUCCUAUGGAGUAUGUAUGGAAGGGUGUAAAGAUUCUUUUGAAAGUUUAUUCACAUUGUAGAACAGCAAAUGAGAUUUUUACAGUAUUUUUUUGUAAAGCAAACUAUUUUGUGCCUUGAAUUUGGUAUAUGUGUAUUAGUGAAACAUUGUAAAAGUGAACUUCUACCUCUGUAUCUAAAUGUAUACCAUCCACUUGUAAAUUACUAUAAACUAUUAUGUGAUUGCUUUUUUUUUUUUUUUUUUUAGAAUGUCUUGUUUAAAUAGUGACCGAUGUUUAAGGCUAUUAAAAUAAGCCAACUUUUACUAAUUAAUUGGGAAGUUUUAUAAAGGACUGAUUAAAUUUAAAGAAUUAACUUACAUACAACUGACUGGGUGAUGAUUAGUUAUCAGCACUGUUGUAAGGAAAGUCAUCGUGGGCUUUGUUUCUGCCUUUUUUGUGCUCUCCUGCCUUAAAGAAAGAUGUUUGAAUGGGAUAGCAUUUGGGAAUAGACACUAACAACUUAGGGUGCCAUACACGCAAAUUUCCAGUGUUCCCCUCUACUUAGAUUACAUAUGAUCAUGGGCUUAUUUAUACUGAAAGUGGAAAAACAGGAAGAAUCCUGUUAGCUUCGUGGCUGCACCACAGAUCAAAUCUCUGCACUGUAGCCAUGCAGGCGAGGUUCUGGCAUGCUGCUAAAACCAGUUGCCAUCAAGUCGAAUCAGUUCCAACUCAUGGUGACCCCAUGUGUGUCAAAGUAGGCCUCCCGUAGGGUUUUUACUGACUGAUUUGUCAGAGAUAGAUCACCAGGCCUUUCUUCCGAAGUGCCUCUGGAUAUUCUCAAACCUGCAGCCUUUCAGUUAGCAGCCGAGUGCAUUAACUAUUUGCGCCACCCAGGGACAGGCUUGCUGCUAGUGUCCCCCAAUGCUGGUCUUAAGGAAUAGCUUCAUCAUAUGUUUGAAUUUCUCUUCAUGAGUAAUAAGCAAACCUGAGGCCGUAAUAGCAGUCGAGGCAUUAGUCACCUCUUAAUGUUCAAUUACGGAUUUAAACAAGGACUUGAAGUAGUCUCAUAACCAUGUGGAGUGGGAACAGGUAUUUUCAGAGGCUGUCCAGGUCUGCUUUCCAGUUAACCUGGAGCAAACUGAAGCCAUCCCAGAUAGAUCUGUUCUAACUUGAUGUCCCAUUUAUCUACCUUCAGACUAAGGGAAAGCAUCUUUACAUUUAACUGUAUUCACAUGUGUUGCUAUUGAAACCUAUUUCUAUUUUUGUUUGUUAUUGCCCUUAGGAGGUUGUCCAUCUCUAAGUUUAAUAAACCUAAUUCACUUAC